UGACCUUUCCAUGCCCGCCUGUAUAACAACAUGAGCACGUUGACCUUACGUGAUUAGGUUCAAUGCUUAUUUGGCUCGACUGAGACAGAAAUUUCAUCAACCCCUCUUUCACAGUGGAGAUGGCUAGCGGGCUAAGAUAUGAGUUGGACUAGGUGGGCAUUUUCAUCGCUUUUAAAAUGUCUUUGUUGUUUAAGUUGCUUCUCUUCUUCCUCCCAGGUAGUGCAGCAUAUCUGGAGAUUUCCCACAUCUGAGAUGUCAGCAUGCUGCUUUUGGCAGGAUUGAAUACAUUUCAUCAGAUAUCUUGGACAGGCGGCACUCAUCGCAGAUAUUUUUUAUUCAUCUAGGACAACUAAAAUGUUCAAUGACAGCAGAGCAAACCGGAUUGGAGAAUAUAAUAUGUACAAUUUAACUUAAAAGCCACCAGUGCUUACUGCAAAUGGAUUAUUGUGGCUCAUUAAUGUCUUGCUCCAGAUAAGUCGUUUCUUGCUGAAGUAUGUAGGAGGGUAGAGUUGACCAAAGACAUCGGUUUCAUCAUCAAAUACCAAGAAAAUCCAACAGUAGAAGGAGACUUUGAAGAGAAUACACCGUGGAGCUGUGGGGUUGCACCACCAGCCCUUGAAGAUGCUUCAGACCGGCAACUACUCACUGGUGCUGCUGAUCCAGCUGACACUGUUGGCCUAUGACCUCUUUGUCAACUCUUUCAGUGAACUUCUGAGAGGAGCAGCUGUCAUCCAACUUGUGCUUUUCAUCAUCCAGGACAUUGCCAUCUUGUUCAACGUGAUCAUCAUCCUCCUGAUGAUGUUCAACACGUACGUGUUCCAGGUCGGCCUGGUGUCGCUGCUUCUGGAGAGGUUCAGGGCCCUGCUGGUAUUCUCUACUCUUUACCUGACCCUUAGCAUCUGCUUCCACUGCUUGGUGCUGAACCUAAGAUGGCUUAAUUCAAACAGUUUUGUUUGGACAGAUGGUCUCCAAGCUCUUUUUGUUUUUCAGAGAACAGCGGCUGUGUUUUAUUACUACUUAUACAAACGUACAGCAGAGUACAUGGGAGACCCGAGGCUGUAUGAGGACUCUCUGUGGCUGCGUGAUGCCUUUGCCAGAGCUCGUCAGUGAAGCAGAGACACUUUUUAAGAGACUGUGGAAAAACAUAUCACUGGGCAUCACUAGCUAUUCCUAACUUUGGAUUUUUCUUUUUAACCCAUUUUUAUAUUUGGAAAUCCUUGCACUAUUAACCAUAUCUAACAAAGCAACACUGACAUAUAUAUAUAUAUAUAUAUAUAUAUAUAUAUAUAUUUUUUUUUUUUUCCACACAAAUGGAACUCAAUAACUCAUAAUAAGGAUGAAGCAAAGUGUCAACCACUGUUUGUGUUUACUGGCUCUUUGUAGCCAAGAGGCUGGGGGUUAAAUGGUUUACAGUAGCAGGUAAGCCAAGUGUGGCUUGUGAGUAUUGUAUUAAUAAGGAUUGAGUCAGUUAAUCUAUGUGGCCUUGUAAAUCAGUUUGGGUUGCAGACAGACUGCAACACACUGAGCGAAUGUUUUGAAAAUGACCAGGUGUAAAUGCAGAUUUUGCAUUUACACCUGGGCAAGUUCUUUUUUUUUAACUGUUUCAAUGGGUAGCUUUUAGAAGAGCAUAUGCUCAUAGUUUUGUUGGAAAGCAGGUUUCCCCUGCAGUGAAAGAUCAGGUGGUCUGUUUUGCCUUAUGUAAGAUUAGUAUGUGCUGUUUACACGAUUGUUAUUUUAAUAAUUCAAUUUUCACGUGAACCCACUUUUCUUUAUUUGGAGAUCUUUGAAUUGUGUCUCCGCUGCUUUUAUUAAAUAAGCCAUCUCUAA
Molecule: messenger RNA, 1827 nt
Organism: Pelmatolapia mariae (spotted tilapia)
Lineage: Eukaryota; Metazoa; Chordata; Actinopteri; Cichliformes; Cichlidae
Gene: tmem138
Product: transmembrane protein 138
Exons: 4
Coding region: 622-1110 (162 amino acids)
Cellular component (GO): cilium
Source: RefSeq, a predicted model, not a curated record